This is a messenger RNA of Salvelinus sp. IW2-2015, 2228 nucleotides long. RefSeq names its product angiopoietin-1-like. The record is from RefSeq and is a predicted model, not a curated record. Gene Ontology annotation, molecular function: receptor tyrosine kinase binding. Gene Ontology annotation, biological process: Tie signaling pathway; angiogenesis. Lineage: Eukaryota; Metazoa; Chordata; Actinopteri; Salmoniformes; Salmonidae.
CACAGACUAGAACAGGCAGACAUGACGAACAGCACUCCAUACAGCCAGCCAUGAGGAGGAGGAUAAAACACAGAUCACUCCACUGACUGACAAUGUAGUCUACAUCACACAACUGUGUAGUGUGGAUCCCUGGCCUGGAUCUGGACCAGCAGCAACAACUAACAAGACAACUGGUGAUGAAUUGGGAUGAGUUCCACACUGAGACUUGAGAGGACUUCUCAURCAUUCCUACUMAUGGGAAGCGGCCAUCUUUCUGGAUCGACGAUCUACCUCCCAACCGUCUGAUUGACGACAGGACAGGAAGACAUGCUGUGAAGAGAGACAGAAGACAGACAGACAGUCUAGUUGGAAGGAAUAAAGGAGGACCGUUAGCCUGUGUUUCCUGCUGCCAUGCCGUGGUACAUCCUGCCCUGCCAGCCCAGCUGCCACAUGAUCUGGCUGGUUCUGGCUGCCCUUCUGCUGCUACUGACGGGCUGUGUGUCUGUGUCUCUGGAAGAGCUGCCCAGGGGCCCAGGGGACAUAGCUGGCAGCGGGUCCAUGAGCGCCAGCACUAACACGAACGCUCGCCAGUACAACUCUAUCCAGCACGGAUCCUGCACCUAUACCUUCCUGCUACCAGAGAACGCUGGUMGGAACAGGCCGUGCUGGACGGAGGCGGAGGGGGUCGGCAGCUCCAGCACCAGCCAGGGACAGGGCCAGUACCAGGGGAACACUCUACAGGGAGAUGCCCCCCUGAUAAAGCCCAAGCUCCCAGGACUGGCCCCGGCUCUGGGCAGCCAGAGGAUCCAACACCUGGAGCACGUCAUGGACAACUACACACAGUGGCUUCAGAAAAUUGAGAGAUAUGUGAAGGACAGUCUGAAUGUGGAGAUGGCUCAGCUGCAGCAGAGUGCUGUCCACAACCACACAGCUGCCAUCUUGGAUCUAGGCACCAACCUCCUGACCCAGACUGCCCAGCACACACGGAAACUGACAGACGUAGAGAUCCAGGUGUUGAAUCAGACCUCCAGGCUGGAGAUUCAACUCCUGGAGAACUCUCUGUCCACCAACAAACUGGAGACCCAGCUCCUCCACCAAUCUACAGAGAUCAGCAAGCUGCACGACAAGAACAGGCUCUUAGACCAGAAGAUGCAGGAGCUGGAGUCUGGGCACAAUGAGGAGCUGGUCACUUUCCAGGAGGAGAGGUCCAGCCUGCAGCAGCUGGUAGCCAGGCAGAGCAGCGUGAUCACAGAGCUGCAGACCCAUCUGGACCAGGCCACUGGCAACAACAGUAUCCUGCUUAGCCAACAACAGCAGCUCACUGACACCGUCAACAGUCUGCUGAAACUCUGCUCUAAGGACAGAGGGUCUGGAGUCCCAAACAGCAACCUUGCCUUUAAGCAGAGAGAUUCAUCUCAUGAGGAGAGAAAGUAUCGGGACUGCUCUGAAAUCUUUCAAGCUGGCUUCAACAACAGUGGAGUAUAUACUAUUCACAUCAACACACAGGAGACCAAAAAGGUUUACUGUAACAUGGAGGCAGCAGGGGGAGGAUGGUCCGUCAUUCAGAGGAGAAAAGAUGGAACCAUGGACUUCCAGAGGARGUGGAAGGAGUACAAGAUGGUGAGGAGGACAGGGUGGGAUAUCKUCACAGCAUUCUUCUGAUGUUGGUGAAUACAUAGCACCAGGGAUUGACAUGGGUAAUCGGGAUCCCGGGACUUUAGCGGGAACACUCUUCACGUUUACCCCCAAAAAUACAUGACAAGACCCGGGAAAUUACAAUAAAAUUCCCCAAUGUCUGCACUAAUGAAAUCCCUCAGCAAAAGAUUAACAAAAACAUUUAUUGGACAUUAUCCAAACAGGUUGUCACAUUGAAGCCUUUAGUCUAGCAUAUUUGACACAAAGUCGCUAUAAAUUCAAAGCGCACAAAUUGACACCUCCGGUCGUGCUGGACUGCACACACGACCCGAAUACAGUUAAUAAACCCCACAGGAAACCCUACAGUAUAGCCUUUUAAAGAGRGUGUGCCUCUUUAAGCUGUCAUUGUAAAUCUUCAGACAGUCACAAAUUUGAUAGGCCUAUGUACAAUUCACUACAUAGGCAUCUCUGUUACAGGCAUGAAGUCUGUUAACAAGGCAUGAGGGAAAAUUCUAUAUUCUCAUCCUAGAACCUAGGCUAUUUCCCUAUCCAAUCCCAAUCCUAAUGAAACCCAAAAUCCUGACUCAUAUCUCAUUCCUGUAGCUAAUUUUAUU